Molecule: messenger RNA, 1831 nt
Organism: Rubroshorea leprosula
Lineage: Eukaryota; Viridiplantae; Streptophyta; Magnoliopsida; Malvales; Dipterocarpaceae
Source: the annotation of a GenBank genome assembly
CAUUUCCCCUCCGAUCAAUCUGCUUCCCGUCCAUUCAACUUUUUCUCAUUUCUAUCUGACCCUCCAGCUCUCUGAUGUGAACUGUAAGUACCUCCUACUUUUCAUAUUUGUAUGUUCUUUUUCUAUCUGUUUGGUUGCCUGGAAAAUAUAUGAAAAGGAAAGGAAUCAUGGGUUCAGAAGAACUAACCUUGAACUGAACUAGGCAAAGAAAUUAGAAAAGUAAUCUUCUUUCCUUUCACUUUUCUCUAUUUUCCUAAUGAAGUAGUGAUCAAAGGAAAUGUAAGGUUGGGGUAUGUUUUCAGAGAGGAUUUUAGCCGAAAUCAAGUGGGUUUGAGGCUAAAGUUAAUGGUAUUCAGUCAAAAGGAAAUAUAAUAUUCAGUAAUACAGGCUCUGGCCAAGAUUAGUUCUUAUUUUCUGCAAGUUGUUUCUGAACCACGAUAAUGUUAAUGUGGAUGGAAUUUGAAAAUGGAUUUACUUUCAUUGCAUUGAGUUUUUCUCUUAGACACUUGUUUAUAGUUGUCAUUUGUUACAUGGAAGUGAUGCAUAACGUAUUUUUGUGACGUCCUUGGUACAUUUUUAAGAGAACUUGUGAGGAAUCAGCUUGAACCCGGAAAAAGAAAUGAAAAAUAUAAGAAUUGUGUGAUUUCGUUGUCACGGUAGAUUAAUGAUGCAUUGUGUCUUUUAGAUAUACUUGCUUUUGAAACUAGAUUAUAUAAAUCACAAGAGGCAAGCUAUGAAAGGUACCAAUGCUGCAAGUAAUAUCCUUUGUGAUAGCAAUGAUGGUGAGGAAGAAUCCGCAGCUGUGAGGUUGAAAGAGGUCGCACUAGGGGAUUUGAUAUGGGUCAAACUCCAUGGCAAAGCAUGGUGGCCAGCACAGGUUGUUGAUGAGAAGAGUGUUAGUUGGAGCAGUAAACCGGGGAAUAAAGCAGAGGGGGAGAUUCUAGUCAGACUGUAUGGGAGCUAUAAUUACUUGUAUGCAGAUCCUAUUAAAUGCUUUUCUGAGUUUAAGAUGACUAUUGAGCAGAAUAGUGGCGAUUUCAAGAAAAUUCUUGAGGAAGCUUUGAAACAGGACUCUUCUCAUCCAAAAUCUUGUCGAUCAAAGGGGCAAGAAUCUAAAUCUAUGGGGCCAGGAAAUAAAAGACUAGUUGCUGCUAAAGACAAGAGAAACUCAAAUCAAAAUCAAGUCAAGAGAAAUCAGGAAAAUGCCUCAAGUCUUGUACAGAGAAAAAUUACGCCAAAACAUAAAAUUGCAAAUGAGGAAAAAGGUGGCAAAUCUUCCAAACAAGAUGGAGUGCAGAGAAAAACAAAGCCAAGAAAUGUGAAUGCCAAGGAUGGGAAAAAGAGUAAAACUCCUAGGCAGGAUGACAUGCAGAGAAAGAGGAACCUAUAUGGUUCGAUUUCAGAAGACACAGACAGAACCCCUAAACCAGAUAAGUCAUGGAAACAACAGCGACUCAAGAGCCCAACUCAUGAAGCAAAUUCUGCCAGAAAAUCGGCAGCUCGUAGUGCUCGAAGAAUGAGAGUGAUGCAACGUCUUGCUCUCAUUGCACCUGCUGGAUCUCCAUUUCACAAGAGUGGCCAUGUUUAACUAAGUUUUCCUUUUAAAGAAUGUUUAGUCCAACAAAAUGGUAUGAGUCCACUGUUUUGUGUCUCAGUUAUGUAUCUUACAGUAUUGUAUCUGUUGCACAAUGUUAGAUUUUAACUUUUCCAUUAGCUCUCCUGCUCCAAUCCUUUUCAAUGACAUUCUUGCUGGUUUUCUGCAUGCUCUUGAUCACCAGUUUUUAUCUUCCAAAUUCCUCUGUGAUCACCUCAAGAUCCAAUUUGAACCUAU